AUGUUGUACGAAUUCGUGGUCAUGGUCAUUGGGUGCGUCUAUCCAGCGUACGCAACCUAUUCAACUCUAAGCGGCAGCGGCAAUCAGCAGUCGCAGCUCUCGUGGAUGAAAUAUUGGAUUGUGUUUGGUGGCUUCAUUGUACUCCACUUCAUCAGCAGCUGCAUUGAGUUCUGGGUGCCAUUCCUGGCCAGCUUGAAGUUGUGCCUGCUGCUCUGGCUGCUGCCCAGCAUUGGAGGCGGCUGCCAUCUGAUACACGAUGAAUACAUUGCGCCGCUUCUGAUGCGCAAUCAGGAAACAAUUUAUCAGACCAUCGAGAGCUUGUCGCAUCUGAGCUGCACUGUGCUCCGGGAGCUGGUCAAGUGGGUGUACAAUCUGUUGGUGGAUGUCGUGGAGAAGUGUUGGCAGCUGACACGCAAUGCCAACGACAUCAAUGUGACGCCUCGUCUCCAGGUGGCCAUCAACGAGGUGAUUUCCGAGCUGCGUGCAGCGCAUCAAGCGGCGGCUUUGGAUGUUCCAGCGAUGCAGCUGCCAGCUCUGGAGGCGGAGCAGGGACAGGAGGCGGAGAAGGAGCAGCCAGAAGAGUCUAAGCAGCAGCUGGAAGAGUUUGAGCAGCUGGAGGAGGAGUCUGAGCAGCCGGAAGAGUCUAAGCAGGUGGAGAUACCGGUUGAGCUGGAGCCGAAGCCACGGGAAAAAUCCGUCACCAUCAUCACCGCUGACGAUGUGCAGCAACGCAUCCAACUGGCGGAGGGGGCGAGCGCCCUUCGCAUGCAGCUGAGCCAGCAAUUUGCACUCAAGGAGUACUUGGUGCCCAUCAACAGGCAGCUGCAAAUGGAGGAAGCGGAUCGCGCUUAUCUCGAGUACUGCGAGGAGGAACAACAUUAG
Molecule: messenger RNA, 882 nt
Organism: Drosophila albomicans
Lineage: Eukaryota; Metazoa; Arthropoda; Insecta; Diptera; Drosophilidae
Gene: Reepl1
Product: receptor expression-enhancing protein 3
Exons: 1
Coding region: 1-882 (293 amino acids)
Source: RefSeq, a predicted model, not a curated record